CCCGGCCGGCCACCCCACCCUCCACCGCCGCACUGACUAGCUAAACCCAAGCCGCAGCAGCCGAGCUUCCCUCCCUCCUCGCUUCUUCCUCACCCUAGCUUGUGCAGCGCGCCGCCGCGGCGUGGUAGUAGGACAGAAGGAAUGGACCUGCUGAGCCCGGAGCAGAUCUCCGAGUUCCGGGAGGCGUUCGCCUUCUUCGACAAGGACGGCGACGGGUGCAUCACGGCGGAGGAGCUGGCGACGGUGAUGGGGUCGCUGCAGGGGCAGCGCCCCGGCGCGGAGGAGCUCCGCGAGAUGAUCCGCGACGCCGACGCCGACGGCGACGGCGCCAUCGACUUCGCCGAGUUCCUGGGCCUCAUGGCGCGCAAGACGGCCGCGGGGGCGGGCGGGGACGGCGACGGCGCCGCCGACCCCGACGAGGAGCUCCGCGAGGCCUUCAAGGUCUUCGACAAGGACCAGAACGGCUACAUCUCCGCCACCGAGCUGCGGCACGUGAUGAUCAACCUCGGCGAGAAGCUGACGGACGAGGAGGUGGAGCAGAUGAUCCGGGAGGCGGACCUCGACGGCGACGGCCAGGUCGACUACGACGAGUUCGUCAGGAUGAUGAUGCUCUCCGACGGCCACCACCACCAAUGAACCGCCGGCCGGCCGGCCGGCCGGCCAAGUAGCUAGCAGCAGGGCUACCGAUUCUUUAUUUGCAUCGACCGACGAUUCCAUUUUCUCUUCUCCGAUAGAUGGAGGAUCAUCUCGAUCUCUCCGCAGCUCUGGGGCUUCUUCCUCCACGUUUAUUCGUUAUCUGUACUGAACUACUGAUCUGAUUAAUCAACAAUUUAUUGGUAUCGUGAUCAA
Panicum virgatum (switchgrass) is the source of this 849-nucleotide messenger RNA. Its product is annotated as calmodulin-like protein 5. Bases 142 to 636 code for a protein of 164 amino acids. Gene Ontology annotation, molecular function: calcium ion binding; enzyme regulator activity. The record is from RefSeq and is a predicted model, not a curated record. The transcript has 2 exons. Lineage: Eukaryota; Viridiplantae; Streptophyta; Magnoliopsida; Poales; Poaceae.